AUGGCGGAGCAACUGGUGCAGCCCUCCGCUGCCCAACGUAUAAUUGUAAAAUUUCUUGCUUGUGAAGGAGUUCAAGUGACUGAAAUUUUCCAGAAGCUGACUCCACAAUUUGGUGAUCAAACAUUGUCAAGGACGUGUGUGUUUACCUGGCAUAAAAAAUACAAGGAAGAACGAGAACGUUUGGAAGUUAAGCUCCCAUCACCACAUGACUACCAGUAUGAGAUGGUCGGAUCGAAAGGAAUGGACAGCAAGUUGCGAUGCUUCAUCCCGAGCAUCUAUGUACAGGGAAAUAUGAAUUCGAGAGUGUUCCGCGCCUUGACAGCUGCCGUAGUAAUGCUCGGCGUGGGGCAUUUUGCAGAGGCCGUGAUAAAUCUCUCCACGUUACAGGGGGAUCUGGAGGACUACACGCUGGCCGUGUCCCACGUUGCCACUGUGUGCGUCGGCGCUGCCAAAAUGAUAUUUUUUGUCUUCCACGAACACGAGUUCUGCAAACUCGUGCGGUGGUUGGACGCACUCGUAGCUAGCCAGAUGGAGCACAUACGGGGUCAGCUUCAGGGCGAGGCGAUCUUCUACGGAGCCCAGAAGCUCGCCGCACGUGUCACGCUGUGCUUGUUGGCGAACAACGUUUUCAUAGUCACGGUAUGGUCCUUGGCUCCCCUGAUGGCGUCGGAAGGCGAGAAGAGACUUCCCUUCCAGCAGCUCCCCUUCGCAGCUGCCUACACUUCUCCGCUCUACGAGCUGUCUUACGCACUCCAGACCGUCUCCGUCUUCGUCAUCGGUUUCAUCAACGUACACGUCGACUGCUUCUUCUCGGCAGUCAUGAUCCACACCUCUGCUCAGAUAAAUUUGUUGGCCUUUCGUAUGACUGAUGUCUACUCGCGUAACGCUAAUGAAAAAUCGAAGCAAAACUCAGACGGGGGAAAGCAACGGCAUAAUUCUGCAUCAAAUGACAGCAGCUAUAAAGAAUUGUGCCUGUGGGUACAAUUUCACCAGGAAAUCACAAGGUUUGUCAAGCAUUUAGAAAGCGUAAUGAGCCCUGUUGCAACGAUGCAAUUCAUUCAUGGGAUGCUCAGCGGCAUCAUGCUGAUAUUUCCGGCCGCAUCUAGCUCCGAGAAUGGAGACCUAGUGAAGUGCCUGGCUUCUGCGCCCUCUAUCAGCACACCGCUGCUGCUCUACUGCCUGGGGGCGCACAGCGUGAGGGAACAGGGUGAGUCGCUGUCGUUGGCUGUCUACAGCUGUCACUGGACCGACGCUAGCACCAGUUUCCGAAGAGCGCUGCUGAUCGUCAUGAAUCGAGCACAGAGACCUUACAGCCUCACUGCUGGAGGCAUCUACCCGAUAGAAAGGAGCACCUUCCUGUCGCUGCUGAAUGCGGGUUAUUCAUACUAUGCACUGCUCAAGAACUUUAAUGGACGGUAG
This is a messenger RNA of Schistocerca nitens (vagrant locust), 1419 nucleotides long. Its product is annotated as odorant receptor 43a-like. Gene Ontology annotation, biological process: sensory perception of smell; detection of chemical stimulus involved in sensory perception of smell. Gene Ontology annotation, cellular component: plasma membrane. Gene Ontology annotation, molecular function: odorant binding; olfactory receptor activity. Lineage: Eukaryota; Metazoa; Arthropoda; Insecta; Orthoptera; Acrididae. The transcript is spliced from 7 exons. The record is from RefSeq and is a predicted model, not a curated record. Bases 1 to 1419 code for a protein of 472 amino acids.